AUGAACACCACUAAUUUCCUAGAAACAAACAUUCCUCAUAUAGAAAACCCUAAUUUCACCUCUCCCUUUCUUUACUCACACAUGACUAAUCAAGAUUAUACUUACAAUUUUCAAGAUACUUUUCUUGAUCAAGAUUUUGAAUUUUCUUCCUUUCUUGAUCAUGUUCUUGUAGAUUAUGUUCCUAUCUAUAACAACUCCAAUAGCACUCCUCUUUUAGAUAUUAAUCCCACCAUGCAUGAAAUAAGUAGUAGUAGUACCAAUAGUGCAAGUUCUACCACUUCCUUUUAUGCCACACCACCAAAUAUCAAUCACUUGAAAGAAAAAUCCAAAGUGGGAAUUAUAAAGAAGAAUGAAAGACAUGUUAUUGCUUUUAGAACAAAGACUCAACUUGAGAUUUUGGAUGAUGGAUAUAAAUGGAGGAAGUAUGGCAAGAAGAAGGUGAAAAGUAACACAAAUUAUUUGAGAAAUUACUACAAGUGUAAGAUUCAAGAAUGCGAGGUAAAGAAGAGAGUAGAAAGAGAUGGACAUGAUUCAAGCUAUUUGAUUACAACAUAUGAAGGUAAACACAAUCAUGAAAUUAACUCCUCCAUCAUUUACAAUCACGUAGAGACAGAUUCAGAAUUUGAAUUAAAUGUUCAUCGAGGAGGGAAGAGUGUAGAAAGAGACGGACAUGAUUUAAGCUAUUUGAUUACAACAUAUGAAGGUUAACACAAUCAUGAAAUCAACUCGUCUAUCAUUCACAAUCAUAGAGAGGCAGAUUCAGAAUUUGAAUUGAAUUUUCAUCGAGAAGGUUAGAAAGUAGAAAGUGAUCAUGUAAAUGACUCAAGCUAUGUGAUUACAACAUAUGAAGACAAACACAACAAAGUUGUUCCUCUAUCAUAUACAGCCAUGAAAUGCCAUUGAAUUUCUUCAGUGAAUGGACUCUGAAAACAACUUCAUAAUUUCCAUAAGAAGC
This is a messenger RNA of Solanum pennellii, 955 nucleotides long. RefSeq names its product probable WRKY transcription factor 51. The record is from RefSeq and is a predicted model, not a curated record. Gene Ontology annotation, molecular function: DNA-binding transcription factor activity; sequence-specific DNA binding. Gene Ontology annotation, biological process: regulation of DNA-templated transcription. Bases 1 to 708 code for a protein of 235 amino acids. The transcript has 3 exons. NCBI's taxonomy places the organism in Eukaryota, Viridiplantae, Streptophyta, Magnoliopsida, Solanales, Solanaceae.